AUGAAGUAUGGCGCGACUCUUCGCCAGCACUCAAUCCCUGCAUGGGCGCAUCGUGAGCAACUACAGUCUCAAUCGCAUCUUGCACUCACUGACCCGACAGACAACAUCGACUACGACGAUGUGAAGCACUACAUCAAGGAGAACACCACCGCGGGAAACGGAAACAGCAUCUCAAUUCCUGGAGCUGUCGACGUGCGAGGCAAAGAACUCGAGGAUAACCUCUUUGGCAUCUUGCAACAACAGCACCAGAGAAUCAGCCUGUUCGUAAGAAGCAAGACAGGCGAAAUCGAAAGGCGGCUGGACCACCUUCGCAAGCAGACCACGUCCCUGACGUCCAGACCUACCGUCAAUGGCCGCAUUCCCGCCAAGCGCCUCGAGAAAUAUGGAAGACUCGAGGGGGAUAUUCUCAAAGCUGGGGACGAGUUGCAAUGCCUUUCUCGCUUCUCAAAGGCCCAGCAGACGGCCUUCCGCAAGCUGUUGAAGAAGCACAAGAAGUGGACCGGUUCCCUGGAACUCGAGACCGAAUUCAAUAGACACGUUCUCGGCGACCCUAACAGCUUCACAAACAUCGAUAUGGAUCCGCUGUACACCGAGUACGAAGAAACACUCUCGGUCCUACGAACAUUGUAUCACGAACACAUAAGCGGGACGUCACGCAAGCGUGAGGAGCCAGCCGAAGUCCAAGGUGGAUCAACACAACUCCGCUCAAUUAUCGAUAGACAAUCGCCGGUUGAAUUCGACUCAUACUUCUCCACACUACCACUCGGACGCGAUGGCAAGAAUGCUGUGUAUUGGGUCCACCCUGACAACAUUGUGGAACUGCAGAUACUGUUAUUGCAACAUGCUCGCUCAUUCGCAACGACUCGCAUACAAUCUCCAAGCACAUCUUCGCCCGCUCUGUCUCGUCACAACAGUAUCACAUCUUCAAUGGUCAGAAGGAGCAGCAUCGCUGCAGAGGCCGAUACAACCGUUAUCGUUGCCGAUGACCUAGAAAGUUUUGUUGCUCACCAAAGCUCGUCCACAUUUGAGCAACGCGAAGAGAAGGCGAGUGGCUUGCUUCAGGAAGCUGCUGUUCACGCAAGAUGGGCAAAAGGAUACGACGCUGUUGUGACGGCACGCCUUAACAGCCAGGAGAUCCAAACAGUCUCGAUCAAGCGUAAGAACAUCUCCGCCAUUCUCGAACCAUCCACUACAUCCCUACUCAAGACGACUCCUGGGGACAAGGCCACCGACGCUGUUGAAAGGAUACGCGCUUGGGUUGGCCAACAUGAGGCCAUCAAGCCUCUCACUACCAUUGCUUCGAACAGAACUCGCUUUGCAGAAACCGCUACUGAUUCGAGCGGGUUCAUUCUCGCCACUCUAGACAAAGGCAUUCGUAUGAGAAAAGCCGAGCUUUUGACCACUACCCUCGAAGAUACAUUUUCACACAACCUGGACCCCGAGUUCCCCUUUGCCGUCCUCCGCGUUCGACAAGAAGGCUUCAAGAACAGCACACUUCUCAGGGUCUUGGAUCAAAGUCACCUCGUUGAACGCGUGCGUGGCUUCUCGCUGGAAUAUCACGCAGUGUGGUACUGCUGUCAACCUGAGAAUGUGGUUCCGCCUUUCUGGGUACCUUUGAUGCAAAAAGACAUUCGCAAAGUUCCUACAGCAGCGAGCCGACGCAGAGCUUAUAACAACGAUUCUAGCUACGGCUCGCAAUCUACUACGCCUCAAAUGUCGACCUCUAACGGAUCAGUUGGUGAGCACACUGGUGACCUGACCGCCGUAGAAGAUCACUCGCCCGUCAGAAUCAAGAUUCCCGAUCAACUCCAGACUCCUCCGCUCAGCGCUUUCCGCAAGAAGCGCAAGUCGGCAUACGAGAGAGCUGGCAGCGCCUUGCCAAAGCAACAAUACUGGAAUGAGUUCGACAACCCGUCUGACUCUGAUGACGAGGGCGCCUACGUCUUGUACAUCGAUCCUAACGAGGUGUCAUCUGCUACCAAGGCUUGGCGCCGUAUCCGCAGUCUCUGGUCUCCUAAGAAAGUGUCUGACCAGGAGUCCCUGCUCGGUCAUGGCAGUACUGGCGAGCCCGACGACACGCUCACCUCUUCUGACGAGGAGACUGCAACACCAAGGCGCACCCAACGUCGAUCCUACGGCACCCUUGGUCAUUCUACCAACCACGUGGCUCCAUACGAUACUCAGAUACAACAACAAUCUGAUUGGGUGCCACAACUCGCUGCAACAUGCCUAGUCGCAUCUGUCCUCUUGCUCUGUAUCGGCUACAUAUUAGUAGCUACAGGCAAGAGGAAGCUGGCUUCGGAGGUUGAUGCAGGAGUCAUUCUGGCAGUGGCUUCAAGUCUCGCCUUUGCCGUGUCGGGGGUUGGGGCCGUGUUCAGCAGAGGCACGCCCCGCUGGCCAAUCGCAACUUUGGUCAUUGGCACUUUGGUUGUAGAUGUCGCAGCAGCAAGUACCCUGCUAGCUUGGGCAUUCGGCUAA
Messenger RNA from Aureobasidium subglaciale EXF-2481, 2478 nucleotides. RefSeq lists its product as uncharacterized. Gene Ontology annotation, cellular component: fungal-type vacuole membrane; vacuolar transporter chaperone complex. The transcript has 3 exons. Gene Ontology annotation, biological process: vacuolar transport; microautophagy; polyphosphate metabolic process. The coding region runs from base 1 to 2478 and encodes 825 amino acids. Lineage: Eukaryota; Fungi; Ascomycota; Dothideomycetes; Dothideales; Saccotheciaceae. The record is from RefSeq and is a predicted model, not a curated record.